CAGUCUAUUUUAGAACAAGAUAAAACGGGGUAUGAAAGAUAUUUCGAAGAUCAUCAAAUGAAAACGCGCACAUCCAACAAUACCCUCGUUGGCGUUGGUAUUUUAGAUAAAGUCGAAUGCAUGAAUAUAUUGACAAAGAUCCCUAUUAAACACAAGGCUGAAAUUGAAUUGCUUUCAAACCUUUAUAAAUGCCAAUUUUUACAAUGGUAUAUUGAAUUAAAGUCUGGUUUUAACCUUUUGUUCUAUGGAUAUGGAUCAAAGAAGCAAUUACUUGAAGAGUUUUCGGAUGCCUACCUUAGAGAUCGACCACUUCUUGUAAUUAAUGGCUUUCUUUCCAAAUUAAAGAUUAAGGAAAUUUUUAUACAAGUUAUUAGUGGUGUUAAUAUGGGUGUGAAACCAGGAUCACGUGAAACUUUGGAAGAACUGACGGAAAUAAUUAAGGAGUAUUUUUCCGAUCCUGACCGGGACGUUCAAUGUUUAUACAUUAUGAUACAUAACAUCGACGGUCAAGGUCUCCGUACAUUGCAAAUACAAAAUUGUCUUAGUAUACUUGCAUCUUGUCCCAAUAUUUAUUUUAUUGCUUCUACGGAUCAUAUCAACGCGACCUUGCUUUUUGAUCAAGAUCGAGCAACUAAGUUCAAUUGGAUUUGGCAUGAUAUCACCACAUUCAACCAUUAUGAA
This is a messenger RNA of Racocetra persica, 681 nucleotides long. NCBI's taxonomy places the organism in Eukaryota, Fungi, Glomeromycota, Glomeromycetes, Diversisporales, Gigasporaceae. The record is from the annotation of a GenBank genome assembly.